Molecule: messenger RNA, 810 nt
Organism: Impatiens glandulifera
Lineage: Eukaryota; Viridiplantae; Streptophyta; Magnoliopsida; Ericales; Balsaminaceae
Product: keratin, type II cytoskeletal 1-like
Exons: 3
Coding region: 1-810 (269 amino acids)
Source: RefSeq, a predicted model, not a curated record
AUGGACAUCCUUGAUGCCGAUGAUGAUGCUAAUGAGCUAGAUGUUGCUCUCUUGAUUGAAUUCGGGAAUCUUUCUACUGAAGAGAGACGUGUUCUAGAUCAACCCAUUCAAGAGAAUCCUCAAGAAGAAGAAGAAGUAAUUGUUCAAGAGCUUGAACAAGCCCUUCAAACGAAUGAAGAAGAAGUUUUUGAAGAAGAUUUUGUUGAGGAGGCUGCUCAAGCUCCUAUUGAAGAAAAUACUGUGAUAUCCUCUUUUGAGGAACAGGAUCAAUACGCAAGUUAUGCAAAUCCCCUUCUAUUCCCCAACACCAUUGUGGGAAGUGUUCAUGAAAAUGUCAACAAUCCUCUCCAUUACUCUAGAAAUUUGUUUGAGAUAUUUCAGAGAGCUGAAAUUGAAAUAUUAGAAGAGGAGAAGAAUGAAGCUAUUAAGGAAUUUGUUGACUCUAUUGCAAGGAAGUUUCAAGCAAAGGAGAACGCAAAAGUUAAUGCUGAAAGAGAUCAACCUCGAAUCACCCAAGGCGAGUCAAGUAGAAGAAGUGACGGUGUGUCAACCGGCACUAGACACAGACGAGCUCCAAGCAACGAUGAUAAUCCUAGGCCAAACAAGAGAGGUGGAGGUCGAAGCGGUGGUGAUCAUGGAGGACGAAGCAGUGGUGGUGGUCGUGGUAGGAAAUCUGGCUCUGAUCAAAGAGGUCGUGCCAGUGGCGGUGAUCGUGGUGGUAGAUCAAGUGGAAGCGGUCGUAGUGGUCGCAGCUUUCCUCCUUUUCUCAACAUAUUAACCGGCCAAGACAUGAGUCCAACCGAUCCUUAA